Messenger RNA from Heterocephalus glaber (naked mole-rat), 6857 nucleotides. NCBI's taxonomy places the organism in Eukaryota, Metazoa, Chordata, Mammalia, Rodentia, Bathyergidae. The record is from RefSeq and is a predicted model, not a curated record.
GAGACCUUCAGGGAGCGGAGGACAGCUGGUGCGGGUGGAGAAUCCAUCGGUGUGGUCCCUGGAGGGACGGAGCGAGCUCUGAGGCAGUGGGACCCGCGUCCGCACCAGCGCCUUGGUCAAUGGGUGUGGCGUGAGCUCGGGUUCCUAUCAGGACGUACGCCCGGUGUGCGGAUAACCUUGGGGAAGUCAUUUACCUCCUCUGCGCCCUGCUCCUUCUUUAGACUGAUUCCCAGGGGACGAGUAGGGAGAAUGAGCACACCAGAGCAGAAAUAGUGACGUGCUAGGGUUGUCUCGGGUUCGGUUACAGUUUUUCCUUUGAGGAAAAUGAGACACCCCCUCCCGUUCUCAUUUUUCCUUCAGGGCUGAGCCUUACCUUUGGAUGGGACUUACUUUCUUGGACUUGAUCUAUUUCUACCCCCAUUGCACCCCUAAUUGCCAACACUAUUCUCCCCAGAUUCUUAAAACUAGAAUGGGAGAUUAGGAAGCAAGGUGGACAAACACUCAACGUGUUUUCAAUCUGUAAAAUGGGGAGAAAUAAUGAUGGUACCUCCUGAAGAGCUGCCAUGUCCGGGAGUGUCUCAUCUUCCACAGAACCCAGCAGCAACAGCUAUGAAACCAAACCCACAAACCUCCGAAUGUCAGAGAAGAAAUGUUCAUGGGCCUCCUACAUGACCAACUCUCCAACUCUCAUUGUUAUGAUUGGCUUGCCAGCCCGGGGCAAAACCUACGUGUCCAAGAAAUUAACCCGCUACCUCAACUGGAUCGGGGUGCCCACUAAAGUGUUCAAUCUCGGGGUAUAUCGACGAGAAGCUGUGAAGUCCUACAAGUCCUAUGACUUCUUUCGGCACGACAAUGAGGAGGCCAUGAAGAUUCGAAGACAGUGUGCACUGGUGGCGCUGGAAGAUGUUAAGGCGUAUCUCACCGAGGAGAGUGGGCAGAUCGCGGUGUUUGAUGCCACCAAUACCACCCGGGAGAGAAGGGACAUGAUUUUGGACUUUGCCACGCAGAAUUCCUUUAAGGUAUUCUUUGUGGAAUCUGUCUGUGAUGAUCCUGAUGUCAUUGCUGCCAAUAUCCUGGAGGUAAAGGUGUCGAGCCCUGACUACCCCGAAAGGGACAGGGAGAAUGUGAUGGAGGACUUCCUGAAAAGAAUCGAGUGCUACAAAGUUACCUACCGACCCCUCGACCCCGACAACUAUGACAAGGAUCUUUCUUUCAUCAAAGUAAUAAAUGUGGGUCAGCGAUUUUUAGUUAACCGAGUCCAGGACUACAUCCAGAGCAAGAUAGUCUACUACCUCAUGAAUAUCCACGUCCAUCCUCGCACCAUUUACCUUUGCCGGCACGGAGAGAGCGAGUUCAAUCUCCUGGGGAAGAUAGGUGGCGACUCUGGGCUCUCCUUGCACGGAAAGCAGUUUUCUCAGGCUCUAAGGAAGUUUCUGGAAGCACAGGAGAUAGCAGACCUCAAAGUGUGGACAAGCCAGUUGAAGAGGACAAUCCAGACUGCCGAGUCUCUUGGAGUGACCUACGAGCAGUGGAAGAUUCUGAAUGAGAUCGAUGCUGGCGUGUGUGAGGAGAUGACGUAUGCUGAGAUCGAGAAGCAGUACCCAGAGGAGUUUGCACUCCGAGAUCAAGACAAGUAUCUGUAUCGCUACCCUGGUGGGGAGUCAUACCAGGACCUGGUGCAGCGCCUGGAGCCCGUCAUCAUGGAGCUGGAGCGGCAGGGCAAUGUCCUAGUCAUCUCCCACCAAGCUGUCAUGCGCUGCCUCCUGGCCUACUUCCUGGAUAAGGGUGCAGAUGAGCUUCCAUACCUGAGGUGCCCUCUGCACACCAUCUUCAAACUCACUCCCGUGGCCUAUGGGUGCAAAGUGGAAACAGUUAACCUCAACGUGGAAGCUGUGAACACGCACCGCGACAAGCCCGCCAGCAACUUCCCCAAGAGCCAAACCCCUGUAAGGAUGAGAAGGAACAGCUUUACGCCUCUGUCCAGUUCGAAUACAGUAAGGCGUCCGAGAAAUUACAGUGUUGGGAGCCAUCCCCUCAAGCCUCUCAGCCCUCUCCAUGCCCUGGACAUGCAAGAUGGGGCCGACCAGCCGAAGACCCAAGUCAGCAUCCCGGUGGUGUAACUGUGUGUGUCCCUCCAGCCCUGGCCUCCUGUCCUUGCUACUAAUCGCCAAGGAGUCGUUUAACUUCAGCACACGCCCACCUCCACUCUCACAACUUCGCGUUAACCUUAGCACAGAGUGUGAGAUGCUGUGUGAUCAGACCGCUAGGUAUUCUCCAGUUUGAAACAUUUCACCCAGAAGCAAGAGGGCCAGUUGGGCCUUGUAGGGCAGGCGGGCUGGAGGUGGAGGGAAAGGGUACGCACUCCCUUGCACCUUUGUUCUUCUCUCUGUUCCUUGUGUCUAAACUCACUCAUACCUGGUUUUUUUUUUUCCUUUUUUUUUUGUACCCGGGAUUGAACUCGGGACCUUGCACUUUCGAGGUAGGCGGCAGAACCACUGAGCUAAAUCCCCGGCCAUACCUGGUUUUUGGUAAAGUAGGGAGCAGUAAUGAGUGGAGGGAGACACAAAUGCCCACAUGCCCUUCACCUUUAUCUCUUCGAUGUGCUUUACUCCCUUGACUUUCUCCCCCUUCCACCUGGCCUUGGCCUCGUGCUGUGUAACACUUGGCACGGUGGUAUCUGCGAGGAAAGCAGGGCUGGUGGGGAGAAGCCCAGGCCCCGUGGACACCCUCUGCAGUGGACGCAUGUGGAUCUGGACUGGGAGCUCUUUCCUUUCCCUUCUCCCUUCCUCUCCCGCCAGGUCCUGCCAGGCUCAGCCCAGGCUGCAGAACAUCCAGAGUUGACCGAGGGUGAGCGUUCUUGCCUCUUUUCAAGAGACACAAUCACAAGUUUUUGACACCGUGGGUGCAGCUGGCUCUGAGGAUGUGGGAAGUGUCUUGGUUUCUGUCCACGUGCGGAGGGCUCUUUGGCAGGCAGUGAAGCGGCAGGGGCCUCCAUUCAGUCAGAUAUUUUACCCACAGUUUGGUCCUUUGCCAAUUGCUGCAAGUCUCCUGCCAGAGCCUGUGACCAUGGACUGUUUAGAGGAUGGAACUAGAUUUAGGAGUCACAGCUGAUACCUGAAGACCUCAAGGCAAAGGGUAGAGCAAAGUUCACUAACUCUGCUCAUUAUUUUCCAGUGCUUUUCCACACACUCUCCUGAAGUUAGUUUUUUUGACAUGAGCAAGUGUUUUUUUCUCCAAACAUGGCCAACUUUUGGUGAAUUUAGUCUCUCUUGUUGGGCUACUCUUAGUGGAUAAAGAGAAACAAUCCCAUCAUCCUGUCCUCAUAGUGAUCUAUUCAUUUGUCAUCUCAUCUUCUUUAUAGGGUUAUAUGGGUCCUGCGUAAAGGACUUUUUAGCCCCUUGGGUUCCCCUUUUCUCAAUUUUGGAUACAAAAUUUAUGAAUGAACACACAGAGUUCUCAUGAGAUUUUUAGGUGAGGUCUGUGAGUCCCUACCUGUCCACUAGGUAAGUCUUUUAGAGGCAACUAAUGAGAGCAGUUAGCUAUUUUCCAAGGAUCUUUUGUUUUGCAACAGGAAACCUUUCAUCGUGGUUCUCAGGAGCAUCCCUUAAAUCUCCUGUGGAUCUGAAACACACAUGUACUGUGCCCAGCUCCAUCUGAGUUGGGCUGAAUCCUGACUGCGCAUCUCUGGGCUCCUGUCUGGACAUGUGUGUGCUUAAAGAGCUUCCCUCGUGAUUCUGAUCCAUGUUGCAGGUUAACUCCACCUUAGGCAGUGCGGCAGCAAAAUGCCAGGGUAGGAGUUUCUUGCGCAAAGCAUGGACCUUGGAGUUCUGCAUUCUUGGUUUUGAAAAGAGUUCUCAAGUUAGGUGUUGAAGCACAUCCCAGCAUCAAAGCAGGUACAUCCCUCGAGGGCAGGCUGCUGCGUUUGAAAGGCUCAUUCUCAGCUCUCCUCCCAUCAUUUCCCCUUCCCAUUGUGGGUGAUGUGGAACAAAUCGCUAAAUUCAACAGAUGUCACUGGAUAGAGGCUAGUUACUCUAAGGACCCUGCCGAGAGGCACCGAGGUAGAAGCUGUAGGAUGAUGAAGCUGUCAUCACAGACAGCUCAUCUUGCCCUUAUGUUUGCUGAGACUCUUCGAAAUUGUGUUCAAGACAUAUAGUAACCUGCUGUUCCUGUUAAGCCGCUGCACAGUGUCUUGAGUAGUGUCUUUGUGCAGCUUUGGGCUGGAUACAGGGAGGACACACAGAAGUAGAAGAAAAGGUCCUGGCCCCAGAGAAGGUUAUUGUAAGAGACAGCAUGCAGUUUACUUGUACAUGUACCUAAGAGCAAUGCUGCAAGUCUGGAAGUACGGACCCUGCUGUGGAGUACAGACUCCAUCCCCAGAGUGUUGUCUUGUCCUAUGGCUAUGAGACCAACAGGGUUGGGGAGUGUGUCCCUCCCCAUGUGGCCUGGGAGGUACACGUAGCACUUGUGUGGCUGCACUUGGGUGUUGGCAGCUCUGGCCCAAACGAAUGUUCAGUCUUUUUCCGGAGUGAGGUGAGAGCAUUCAGAGCUAAUGGGCGAGAAAGAGAACUUUGAUCCAGAGAUAUGGGAUUUAGGCUGCAGCUUCUCUUAGCAAGAGAGGCCCUCUCUGACCAAGCAGCAUUGUUAGCCUGUCUCAAACGCCACCGUCAGAGACAGGCCUCCGCAUGUUCAUUCUGGCUCUGCUGCCUUUAUUCUCUAUUUUCCCUGUGCUCAUUUGCUUCCUUCAGAAGAGGAGCUGGGUGAUCAUCUUAUCCUCUGGACCGGAGAAACUGGAAUUUGAGCACACCAAAAGCUUCUGCUUCCUUCAGUUUUUAGAGCAAGAUCCCUUUAGAGAAGCUUAGUGGGAAGAAGCCCGGAGAACAGAGUCGAAUAGAGCUCUAAGUCUAGAUUUCAGAGAAGUUCUGUUUCCCGUCUUUUAUGCUCUGUCCUUCUGUCCCCUUGUUACUUGAAGGUAUUUUGGUAGUAGACGCAUUACUUGGCUUGUGUCUGUGUCACAAACCCUGAAAGAAGGGGUGUCCACCUGAGCACCCUUCGCAGAAGCUGUAAGUUUUGUCAUGGGGGAAAUGGGUGAGGGCUACUGGUAUAAAAUGGAGAAAAGAAAAUCACAAUAUAUUCUCUUUUCUUUUCCUUGCCUCAAAAGUGAAUGAGGAAGCCUGAGACAGAUCUGAAAGAGGACUCUCAAACAAAUGUAUUAGAGAAUCCCUGUCUGUUUUUAUCUCCAAUUUUUAAAUUGGGAUUUAGCUCUUAUUGGUAUUGUCUUUUGUUUUAUUUUGGUAAAGGGAUAUCUUUACAUUGAGUUGGAAAGUAGAAUAAGAAGAUCCUGUAGAAACAUGCUUUGUGCUGUGGAUCCACCCUGAAUCUUUGCCUCUGGUUUCCAUUGUUUCCUCAGAUGUUAGAGUUGGGAUGCAGUUUAUUUGUACUCUUGGACUGAAUGGUUGAAUAUUUUGGCAGGGAUCUGGGUAAUCCCCUUUGCAAUCCACUUUUGAUCUUCAAACUUGGGCAUUUGAAGAAACGCAAGCAAUUACUUUUAGAAAUAAGUCCACCCGGAGGGCCAAGAUCUGGGUUCAGAGAAACUCAGUGGUGCGUGUGGUGGCCGAUAAACACAGGAAGUACGCCCAAGUUGGGGCAGCGUGAACCUGGGUGAAGGAAUCUCAUGCACAUUCCAUUGUCCUGGCCGAGCCCGGAAGCCAGGCUGGAUUUGUUGUUAAGAAGUUUGUUAGAUUCACUCAGCUUUUCUUGUAUGCCUUUUGAGACUUGUCUGUGUUUUAAAAUAUUUGUAUUUUUAAAAUUUAUGAUUGAGUCAGGUUGCAACAUCAACUAGAUUCUUUGACUUUCCCUAGAGGUGACAGACGUUGGAAGUGUGUUCAGGAAUUGCAUUUAAACUCAUAGUGUCCCGAGAACUGCCUCUGGAGGGUCUGCACACCGACAGUCUCCUGCUUUCUCGUUGUACUGAGUGAUGGUCUAUGUACAUUACUGUAAUUCUCUGUCUGUCUGAACACUCCACCCUUUUUCUUUAUGGAGAAGCUCUGUGCACUACGAUCUUUCUUGUAUAGCAGGAGCCCAAUUCUCUUGGCUCUAUAAAAGAUGUCAGUUGCGCAUCACGUGUGUGGUAUUUUGUGAGCUCAGCUAAGGGAAUGCCUGUUCAGAGCCUGAAGGUGCGACCUCUGACCUCUACUUGAAGUCACCUUAUCCCAUCCCCUGCUUCCGGGCAGGGCUUCACUUUCACCACCCGUUUCUGAACCUUGUGUCCCGCCCUUACCCUCUGAGGCAGUGUACUGUGCUAUUGGAGAGUGCUGCUGUUUUUAGCCUGCCAUGUAUUUGGCUUUUAUUCCUCAUCUAAGAAGUAAAAAUGCAAAGGAAAUGUUAUUUUCAAAGACUGAUUUUAAAAGCGGGCACAAGUAUCCUUUCCGCUGACCUCCACUGGACAUCCCCGGCCAGCAUUUACCUCCUUAGGGUUUUGUGUCUGAAUUGCUUGUAUACAUUUUUUGAAACAUUGAAGUAACAUGAUCAACUUGUUGUGACAUGGUGAAGGUUUUCUAUACCAGAAGCACAGGGCUGAUUGUGAAUAGUGCCUUUGGAGGGGACUGGAGUGGUUUGGAUAGAAAUGGCUGGGUUGGGAAGCUUGGGAACAGAGCUCGACUACAGAUUUUCUGGACAUGGUUCUGUUGAAAGUAGGAGGAUAAGUCUUCAACAGAAUUCAUAUUUUAUCAGUCUAUGACACAGACAACAAAAUAUUUCACUCAGAUCUACCUGUGGUGUGUAUAACUGUAUUUGAAAUGUGUUUGGGUGUGUGUAUGUGUAGAAUGGGCAAAUAAAAUUGUUGAGCAACUUGAACCUAC